Messenger RNA from Notechis scutatus (mainland tiger snake), 1774 nucleotides. It is a transcript of the gene TNFAIP1, whose product is annotated as TNF alpha induced protein 1. Gene Ontology annotation, molecular function: ubiquitin-protein transferase activity; protein binding. Gene Ontology annotation, cellular component: Cul3-RING ubiquitin ligase complex. Lineage: Eukaryota; Metazoa; Chordata; Lepidosauria; Squamata; Elapidae. Gene Ontology annotation, biological process: protein homooligomerization; proteasome-mediated ubiquitin-dependent protein catabolic process; negative regulation of Rho protein signal transduction. The record is from RefSeq and is a predicted model, not a curated record.
AGGUUCGGCGAGUCGCUCGGAGCUGGUUGAGCUCAGUUCCGCUCCUUUGCCUGGCCGUCGCUCGGGGCUCCCGCGGAGCCAUUGGUGGCCUAGUGUGGGAGCAGCGCGGAGCGGCUCGGAAGCAGAGUCUCUUGGCUCUGGGGCCCGCAACUUCCAAGGAGUUCUCGAAUCCAGUUGGAGACCCCCACGGUUUUCCCCUCCAAUCACGGCGGAGUCGGUCAAGCCCACCCACUGCCGUGUUGUCAUCUAUUUGCAGAAGGAGAUGUCCGGCGACACCUGCUUAACCAGCCUCUGCCCAGCUUCGGGAGCAAAGCCGAAAAGGUGCAGCGCCAAAAUCGGCACCCUUGGCAAUAAGUACGUGCGGCUCAACGUUGGGGGCUCCUUGUAUUACACCACCGUGCAGGUGCUGACACGCCACGACACCAUGCUGAAAGCCAUGUUCAGCGGAAGGAUGGAGGUGCUCUCCGACAAGGAAGGUUGGAUCCUGAUCGACCGCUGUGGGAAGCAUUUUGGAACCAUCUUAAAUUACCUUCGGGACAACACGGUCAUUCUACCCAAGAACCGGCAGGAAAUCAAGGAGCUGAUGGCUGAAGCCAAAUAUUACCUCAUUCAGGGCUUGGUGGACCUCUGUCAAGCUGCCUUGCAGGACAAGAAAGAGACCUACCACCCAGUCUGCAAUAUCCCUGUCAUCACUUCUCCGAAAGAGGAAGAGAGGCUCAUUGAAUCAGCCAUGAAGCCAGUGGUGAAGCUCCUUUAUAACCGAAGUAACAACAAAUACUCCUACACAAGCAACUCCGACGACAAUCUCCUGAAGAACAUCGAACUCUUUGACAAGCUCUCGCUCCGAUUCAACAAGAGGGUACUUUUCAUCAAGGACGUCAUCGGGGACGAGAUCUGCUGCUGGAGUUUCUUUGGCCAGGGGCGGAAGCUGGCUGAAGUCUGUUGCACCUCCAUUGUUUACGCCACGGAAAAGAAGCAAACGAAGGUCGAAUUCCCUGAGGCCCGCAUCUACGAGGAAACGCUUAACAUCCUGCUAUAUGAGACUCCCCGGGUGCCUGACAAUUCCUUACUGGAGGCCACGAGCCAAAAUCGGAGCCAGGCCUCCCGCGGGGAAGACGAGGAUGGCAACUACGAGCCGCGUGAGCGAGUCAGGCGCAUUCACGUCAAGCGAUACAGCACCUACGAUGACCGGCAGAUAGGCCAUUAGGGUCCCAGGGGGCCCACCCAGAGCCCCUCCUUCCACAUGGGGUGGGGGAAGGGCACGUGGCUUUGGCACUGGAGUCCCCUCAUGGGCCCAGAUCUUCCAGGAGGGCAGCUUACAUUUCAGCCACACUGCGAUAUAGUUUGCAAAACGUGACUACCACCACCACCCACCCCGAUGCCAAGUUACAACUGGGGGCGAAAGGGCAACCUUGUGGGUUUGGAGCCCAUCCCUUGGCUGUUUUGUGUGGAAUUUCAUGGGCUCCUUUUCUGCCUCAAGACUUCCUGAAGACCUCCGUGCUUUUGAAAACAAAAAUCCAGAUGCUGAGACCAAAGAAUCACACUGAAACACUACAUUGCGACUACACUACAGUUGAAACACUACAGUUUUCUAGCUCCUGUUCCACUUUCCCAGAGAAGACCUGGGUAGCUGUGACUGUUUUUUUUUUUCUCCUUUACCACAAUGUGAUUUAAAAACAAUUUUUUGUUUUGCCAUAACUUGGCAACUUCUGAUGCCACCUCAGCUAGAAUCCUUGGGGCUGAAUUGUUGCUGGGAAUAACUGGAAAUCAACUU